Messenger RNA from Paramisgurnus dabryanus, 2633 nucleotides. The record is from RefSeq and is a predicted model, not a curated record. Lineage: Eukaryota; Metazoa; Chordata; Actinopteri; Cypriniformes; Cobitidae.
UGUGCGUGCAUAGAGUCUAAAACGAACUAAAGUGUCAGUGAAAAAACCCACACAGCCUUGACAGAGCUUCCCAUUACAGCCUAGCUUCUCUUUUUCCACUUCAGCCCUAAAACCAAGAUAAACGUUUAACAGAAUAUCAUGAAGCACUUUGCAUUUCUGCAACUUUACUAAUCUUUCAGUACCAGCCCCUCUCAUACAGAUGCUGUCAGUGAUACGACGAGACGAUCAGAGGGAGGAGAAAUAAAAGAGAGCAUGCAGGAGUGAAGAGAACAGAAAUGAACAGGAUAUAGGUGUUUGCUUCUUUUUGCGUACGUUAAGGUUUCACAUGUGAAGUUUGGUCUUGGUGGUCGGAGUUAGCAGUGAGUUUCUUCAAAAAUAUGAAGUUUGCCGCAUGGUAAUUUGGCCAAGGCUGAAAUCAGCCAUGUUACACUGAAAGAGAGAAUAGACGAAAAGAGGAACAAAAAAGCUGUGCAAACCUUUCCGGCCCAGAUACAUGCACGAUUACCCCAGCAGAACGCUAAGUGUGCAAUAUGAACCUGUUACAUAAGAGCUUUUGACGAUAAAUUUCUCCUAAGAGUUUUUACACAAUCUCACAUUUUAUCCAAAAUAAAAGACAAUAUUUGCUCACCUGAGCAUUUUUAUUAUCAACAAAUACCUUGCAAGACAUUUGUGAAAACCUUCUUGACUGUCUCCCGAGUGACUAUUUAGCCAGCAUGCACAUCCUGAGGCAAAUUUUCAGCAAUGUCCUGCUGUCUCUUGUUCUUGGACUUUGUUUCGUGCCCAUUCAGGCACAAGAGACAGAUAGGACGGGCACAGAUGCCACCAGCGCAUUAUCGAUUACUGAGACUGUGAAAGAAACAUUAAGGACUGAAAGCAUCAGUACGUUUCCACCUACAAUGAUUGUCACAGCACUACCAACAGAACCAAAUCAGGUUCAUUCAGAAUCCACACAGAGUUAUCAAAUGAGCACAAAUCUUGAUAAAUCAACAGCUGGGACUACUGUGCAAAAUGUUAUCGUGACAGAACAAACAACACCAUCAUCUGUUUUUGAAAGAACAACUGAAGAACAAACAACCAUGGCGGUGGAAACAACCACCAUCAGUGUGACUGAUUCAACAACUUCUUUGCCAACCACGAGUCUUCACGAAACCACUGGUGGCAUCACUACUGCUGACCUGACUAGUAUGCCUACUGUAGAUCACAAACAUGAGACGACCGCAACAACAGAUGCCGUGACUACUGAAUCACCAGAAGCUAUCACUUUUCAACCAACCAGAGACCGGACUGAGUCCAGUACAUCCAUCACAUCCAAGGCUGUGGAAACCACCACAUCUGCUUAUGUUACCACAUCGAUCUCUACAACUACAACUCUAACCUUCACAUCACAGCCAAUUCCUGGUGCUCCUAAUCUGCAUCACUCAACGUCUGGAGAGGACUUAACCUCCACCAAUUGUACACGUACCACCGUUGUUGGAUAUGCAAGUGACGCUAUCCCGUUCUAUCACACACAAGGUUUUAUAACCAUAGUGUGUGUGAGUAUCGUCUGUGUGCUAUUUGUGUGCUUGCUACUGUUCAUCCUAUGUCGAAAGAAAAAAAAUACUUCCGGAAAGUUCGGCCCUGGGUACAUGAAUGGACAAAAUAAAAAUUCCAACAAGAAAAAAGGGGUGGAGAAGGAUGCGUGGGCGGGGCCUGUGCAUUUGGAGGCUGGAGAGAGAGUGGAGUGUGAUGGAGAGGUACAGGGUGCUCCGGAGUCUGCUAAUGGAAACAGGGAUGGAGAAGAUGUGGUGCUCAGCACAUUUGUCCCCUUCGAAACCGAUGACACAUCUAACGGUGGAGUGGGUGGAGAAGGAACAAAAGAGGCUAAGAAAUGGGAGGAGCAAGAACCUCUGCUUUACAUAGAUGAGGAUGAGGACAAGAUUACAGAGGGGAACAAUCAAGAGAAACCAGCCUCUGAUGAGAAGAUGUUAGGUGGAGAAGCAUUUUGUCUCACAACAGCAGUCUAAUAUUCUUACUUUAUCUGACUGGCCAUUGUGUGAUAAACAAGUACAAAGUUAAAAAAACAAAACUACUGUAUAUACAAAGACAUUUGGUGGCUUCAGAAAUUCCCAUUUUAAUCACUUAAUGAAUCUUUUUUCAAACUAUUGUGGUGGUUAUUAUUGUUGUUAUAUUUUAUUUUUCCAAAAGGGUAUGUGCCUCUUACUCUUUGGAAUUGGUCAACAUUGUGCAAAGUUCAUUUUUCACUCUAAUAACAGUCUUCUCAAAUUAUGCAUUUAGAUGAACAAUUUCUAAAAGAGUAUUUUUUGCAAAAUAAACAAAAUGUACAUUUUAAUGUCAAACAUUUUGGUAAAGUGAGUUAUUACUAACUCAAUGAAGCUGGUUUUCUAUUAAACUCUCUAAAAACAAACAAAGUGGUUCACUUGCUCGUAAUCAUAUAUGGAACCUUUUUAAGUGCCAUAAGUGUAUUUAAAUGUAUUUAUUAUUAUUUUUAAGGCAUUGGCUAUUAUACAAGAUUAUUUAGGCUUUAUAAAACCUUAAUAAAUGAACCAAGACCGUAUAAUUUUUAAAAAACCUUAUAAUGUUUUCCAAGAAAUUGCAUGGGCAUUAAACUUUGAUGUAAUAUUCUAAUUUAAAGG